Molecule: messenger RNA, 774 nt
Organism: Lottia gigantea (owl limpet)
Lineage: Eukaryota; Metazoa; Mollusca; Gastropoda; Lottiidae
Exons: 6
Coding region: 1-774 (257 amino acids)
Source: RefSeq, a predicted model, not a curated record
AUGGGUUCAUCAAUAUCAUUUCCUGAAGUAGAAAUAUCUCCAGAAAGAACAUAUUUAAUAACAGGUGGCAAUUCAGGUAUUGGAUACAUUGCUGCCAGAGAAAUAGCUCGUAUGGGCGGUCAUGUUAUUAUUGCUUGUAGAAAUAUGGUAAAAGCCGAUGCGGCCAUAAAACGAAUGCAAGAAGAAUAUGAAGAACAUUUAACAUCGAAACAGUCCCCAGCUGAUAUUUCAGAACUUAAGAAGUUAAACAUUGAGAAAAUGGAAUUAGAUUUGGCAUCAUUUGCAUCUACCCAACGCUUCAUAGAAACGUUCAAAGCUCGAAAUUGUGCUUUAGAUGUUUUGAUUUGUAAUGCAGGAGUUGUAACUGACAAGGAAAUUACAGAAGAUAACCACGAGUUGAUGUUACAAGUCAAUUUUCUAUCUCAUUUCAUUAUAACUGUACAUUUAUUACCCAUUUUACUGAAAUGUGGUGAAGACAGUAGGGUUAUGUCAAUGUUUUGGUUAAACAGACAUUUAAAAGAUAAAUCAGUUUCUAUAAUAAGUUUACAUCCAGGUUUUGUUGAUACCCAAAUGACCCGGCAGAAUAUAUAUUCUAAGUAUUUCGUAUCAGGUUUUGCCAAAAAGGCUGUUGAUGGUGGUGCUACAACUAUAAAAGCUGCAGUAGACCCAAAUUUACAAGGUCAAUCAGAUAUUUAUCUUGAUUUAUGUAAAAUUAAAUCUCCAUCAAGUCUAUCCAGGUUGGUGAAAAACUGCUCCAUGAGAGAAUCUCAGUAG